GUAAUUUUUUUUGUUAACCUCAGAGAUAAAUCAAUCGGAAACAAAAGAAUGCAAAGUCGCUGAGAUUGAAUAAGGGUUCAUAGUGUUCAGGCGUGCGGUCUUCAACAAAGCUAUAAUGAUGAUUGUAAAAACAAAGAUCCCAACAACAUACCAACCACGGCUUUAUAGUUUUACGCAGCUGGCUUGCUUCUAAGUUACUUAAGUAUAAAAUAGUUCUAAAGAAGAAGAACAAGAAUAUUGAAGACCGCAGUUUGUGGACAUGUCAGAACCUAGCGACAUGUUUUUGGGACAACCCGACGAUUGGGCUCAAGGCGGAAACGAAACGGUAAUGGAGCCUUUUGAUUAUCCGCAAGUGGAAUUAGCCCGAACUAUUUUUAUUGUUGCUGCAGUUCUCAUGAUCCCUGUAGCUGUUAUCGGGAACCUACUGGUGUUCUUCGGCAUCCUGCUGUACCCUGGGUUCUACAACAACAGCAACGUCAUCUUGAUGGCCAUAGCUUCGUUUGACUUCUUCAUGGGAAUCGAGUGUCUGCCCAUUACGAUCAUGUGUUACGUCUCACCCACUAAGUACAUCAUCGCUAACAAUAGACACUUGUGUGUGCUGAAACUAGUCAGUCCUCUCAUCGCUUACCCUGGGUCUCUGUACUGUCUAAUGCUACUUUCUGUAGACCGCUAUCUGGCUAUAAUGUUUCCUUUCAAGUAUCAUAUCUGGAUUACAUUUAGAAGAUGCAUCUAUAUCACACUGGCUGCGGUUUUCUAUACACUUAUUACAGCAUUAUUACCGUUGCUUGGAUGGAAUAAUUACAACCCACAUGUCCCUGAAUACCACAAGAGGUGCUAUUUUUAUGGAACUCUUCCAAGAUUUUUACUGACGUACAUGUUUAUGGUUCCUAAUGAUAUCGCCAUCGCUGUUUCCAUAGCAGCCAAUUGUCAUAUCGGCAUCGUCGUAUUUCGACAGCUGAGAUCCUUUAAAGCAGAAAGCGCUUUGUGGACGCAUGAACAGAAGCGCAACUUUAACGCGAGAAUGAGCACUGUCAAGAUUACUCUAGCACUGAUGUGUUUGUUUAUUUUGUUCACGGCGCCCUACCUAUCCGUUCUUCCAUUUAAGAUGUUUAAUGUUUUCCCCGAGUACACAAUAGAAGCGAUAAAAGUGUACACCAAUAUCCCACUUUACGGAAAUGCCGUUGUCAAUGGGCCAGUGUAUGCGUUAAUACGAAGCGAAUAUCGCGAUGUCUACCGCACAAUGUUAACCAGCUACCCAUGGAAAUGGAAAAAGGCUUUACGAAAACUCUAUCGUGAAAGAAACACUAGUUUUGUAGAUUCAUCACGACUGUCGGGGGGAAAAUCUAAAAGCGGCAUGACCAGUGUGAUGGAGGAAGAAAGUGACGAAACAUUACAAAAAGAUCAGGCCAAAGCGACGUACUUGGAUAAGUCAAGGUACGAAAACGCCUCCACCGUUUUCACAGACGUAACUUUAACCGUUGACGGGAUCAAAGAGAAGGCGACGUCCAAUGUCGACAAGACAAGAGCCAAUGGCAGUAAUGUGGACUCGGCCAGUAUCACUGAGAAAAUUUUGAACAGCGACAGACAUUCGUUAGAAAGCCGUCUGAACAAGAAGCAAGGUUCGACCAGCAGUAGGGACAUGAGACGGAGUGGGGAGAGUCAACAUGCGCCUGCGGACAACACACAUAGCUGCUCCACUAACAUUUAGACUGAUGUUUUAUUUUGUAUGAGCCGAAUUGUAUUGUAUCCUUUAUAAAAGUGCAUUUUGUCCUCACUAAAAAAAGGCAUUCGUCUUAAAGAGUCCACAGUGCCGUGUCAAUUUAAACCAUCUGAAAAUAUU
Physella acuta is the source of this 1840-nucleotide messenger RNA. Its product is annotated as adenosine receptor A2a. Gene Ontology annotation, molecular function: G protein-coupled receptor activity. Gene Ontology annotation, biological process: G protein-coupled receptor signaling pathway. Lineage: Eukaryota; Metazoa; Mollusca; Gastropoda; Physidae. Gene Ontology annotation, cellular component: membrane. The record is from RefSeq and is a predicted model, not a curated record.